AUGGAACCAGAUCUUACGGUCAAUCUGCACAAGGACAGUCGUCUGCUCACCGUAUCUCAAGGCACUUCUGUAAUUGAGCAGAUUCCUCUUUCCGCACCUUCACCUACUGUUAUGUAAGC
Molecule: messenger RNA, 119 nt
Organism: Strongylus vulgaris
Lineage: Eukaryota; Metazoa; Nematoda; Chromadorea; Rhabditida; Strongylidae
Source: the annotation of a GenBank genome assembly